GCAUUGGUGAGAAAUAGUUUGUGAAAAAGGUAACCAGAACCGUCUACCAACUUCGACUAUUCCGCCAAGUCAAGGGCAAGAAAAUCAUGCUGGCUCCGGCACCUGACAUUCCUGGUGUUAAGGUCACCUCUGUGCUUGGUCGAGGAGGUUUCGGUGACGUAUGGUUAGCAAAAUGGGAUCAGCCAGCUCUGGGAUACGGACCUCCACUCAACGUCGCCGUUAAAGUCCCCAACAUGGGGGCACGAUCAAGCAGUCGAUUGAGAAGGUCAUUCCUCCGAGAAAGUCUCAUUGCCGUCAAUCUCAAACAUCCUAAUAUCGUGGAAGUACAUAUGGCAUCGGAGUACCAAGGACUUCCUUUCAUCAUCAUGGAGCUAGUUGAUCAAGGUAGCUUCAAGGAGUACGUCCGCCGACUCCGAGGUCGAGCCAUCGUGUCAGGCGGUCAGCGACGAUGUAAGAUGUGUGAAGGAAUAGCGGAGGGCAUGAAGUACUUGGAGUCCAAGCGGAUGGUGCACCGCGAUUUGGCAGCGCGCAACAUUCUCGUUACACGUGACCUAGUGUGCAAAAUCACUGACUUCGGCCUAACUCGACAAAUGACUGGACAGGUGCUCUCGGCUACGACUGGGCAAGCCAGCAGCUCGCUAACACGCCGUGUAUAUUCUUACGUAGCCGGUAAUCCUGAGACGACUGCCGUACCGCUGCUGUGGAGCGCACCAGAGAGCUUCUUCGGUUUUUCCACCACCAAGUCUGAUGUCUGGAGCUUUGGCGUGGUCUUGUGGGAAGCCAUGACAUUCGGGGAAGACCCGUAUUUGGACAUGGCGGGUAUCCGGGGCGCACAGGGCCAGGUCAGUCCAGUGGAGUUUCGCAGACUUCUCGACAACGGCGUGCGACUGCCGCAGCCUCCCGGUUGCAGUGAAGCCAUCUAUAAAAUAAUGCGAAGCACCUGGGAACUGGAGCCACACAAACGGCCAACCUUCAGCAAACUCUCAGAUCAUCUGCGAUUCCUCACAGAUAACUGGGCUCCUUUCGUCCGACCUGAUGGAUGGAACCAUCUAAGAGAUCAACAGGCAUAAUCUUGAACAUGGCAGCGCACUCUAAAUUCCACACUUAAAAAAAUUGACAACAGAAAGGUUAUGAUCAAUUGCCAUAUCGAUUUCAACAGAGAAUACCCCCCCCCCCCCGUUCCACCGAUAAUUGAAUUCCUAUUGAUUCCGACGUUGAUUUCAUACUGACUAAACGAAUUAUUUUUCAUCUUUCACGCUACCUGUUGGUGACUAAUUGCAUGCUUUCUUUCCCUCCGCCUCAUUUCUUUCCACGAAAUUUGCGUUGGGAGUAGUCACAACACGAAACUUCACUACAAGUCAUGAUUCGUUUACUUGCUCGCGAGAUAAGAGAGAUUGCGCUCUCCAGUGGCGUUCCAACACAUGGCCGAAAUGCGAGUAAUAGGCAUACUAGUGAUUGGCGGUGAUUUCCGGGCUGAGAUGUUCUUCUCUCUUUCUUUGUCUGUGUCUGUGUCUGUGUCUGU
Molecule: messenger RNA, 1522 nt
Organism: Sycon ciliatum
Lineage: Eukaryota; Metazoa; Porifera; Calcarea; Leucosolenida; Sycettidae
Product: ephrin type-A receptor 4a-like
Exons: 1
Coding region: 87-1070 (327 amino acids)
Biological process (GO): protein phosphorylation; cell surface receptor protein tyrosine kinase signaling pathway; multicellular organism development
Cellular component (GO): plasma membrane; signaling receptor complex
Molecular function (GO): transmembrane receptor protein tyrosine kinase activity; ATP binding
Source: RefSeq, a predicted model, not a curated record